AUGACCGUUCUCAACCAAAUACUGGGCGAGGCCGCCCUUCUUGUUGCGAGACAAGCGGCAUCGACAGCGCCGUCGUCAACGCCAACACCGACCCCGUCAACAACAACAAGCGCCACUCCUGGUCCCACGACCUCAAAUUCUAGCAAAGGUAACGAUAAUUCGAACAAUGGGGGAUCCAGCUCGCCCUUGUUGUUUUUCGUUGCUCUCGGUUUUGGCGUCGUCUUCACAAAUCUCUGGAUUAUCGUAGGUGUCAAAUACUGCUUCCGAUACAACGCCCGCAACAGAGCAAGAAUGACAAAUGAAGAUGGCGAACCCAUCACUCUCGAGACCGUCCAUCGACCACGCAGGCGUCGCGAGAAGAAGUUGAUGACCAUGGAUGAGGUGAAUGAGAAGUUCCCGAUGAUGAAAUACAAAACGUGGGUGUCGGAGCGAGCCAGAGAGGGUUUGCCGACCGCUGGAGGCGUUUCUGUCCCCCCAAGUCGAGCGAACAGUAUCCGUGAUGCUGAUGGAAUUCUGCCCGAAAUUGCCAUCGUCAAGAGCCGCAUCUCAACUGAAGCCCAUCCUGUGGAUGAUACCAAGACUGCCACCGCUGCCGACUCUGCAAACGACGAGAAGACCGUUAAGCCUGCUUCAGAACAAACCGGUGAAACCGGACAAACGUCAAACUCACAAGAGGAUCGACCUGUGCCACUCCGCAGAAUGUCAACUGAAGAUGAAGACGAUGAUGAGCAUAUCGACGCCGCCUUGCCUCCUGAGUGCCUGGCCGCGCCUGGGGAUUCAUGCGCUAUUUGUAUCGAUACCCUUGAAGACGACGACGAUGUUCGCGGGUUGACAUGUGGCCACGCUUUCCACGCUGUUUGUGUCGAUCCCUGGCUGACAAGCAGGCGGGCUUGCUGCCCUCUCUGCAAAGCCGACUACUACACGCCUAAGCCGCGGCCGAAUCAGGAUGGCGAUGCCAAUGGCAACAAUGGUACCAGCCUGGACCCUCGCAACAACAGUCGUCUGAACCUUCCUGGCGGUCUUCGAUCUGCUUGGUUCCGCAGCAACACUGGAUCAUCUCGGAACACGCCUUCAUUCAUGCGUGGAGGUCGGGAUGGCAGAUCACAAGGUCGAUCUCGAACACAAACAAACCCACAAGAGACUGGCACGACGACAACUUCAACGCCAGCCCAGUCUAACAAUGGUGGCAUGUUGUCGUCGAUUCGUUCUGCCUUGCCAUUCGGUCGUCGACGGAAUGAGCAACGGACAACGGCAACGGAAACCGUUACACCUGCGCAGCUAGAGUCCGGCACUCGCACGGCAGGCACUCAAUGA
This is a messenger RNA of Pochonia chlamydosporia 170, 1314 nucleotides long. Its product is annotated as ring-8 protein. Gene Ontology annotation, molecular function: ubiquitin protein ligase activity. The transcript is spliced from 2 exons. Bases 1 to 1314 code for a protein of 437 amino acids. Gene Ontology annotation, biological process: ubiquitin-dependent protein catabolic process. The record is from RefSeq and is a predicted model, not a curated record. Lineage: Eukaryota; Fungi; Ascomycota; Sordariomycetes; Hypocreales; Clavicipitaceae. Gene Ontology annotation, cellular component: cytoplasm.